Molecule: messenger RNA, 169 nt
Organism: Closterium sp. Naga37s-1
Lineage: Eukaryota; Viridiplantae; Streptophyta; Zygnematophyceae; Desmidiales; Closteriaceae
Source: the annotation of a GenBank genome assembly
ACAUCGAGUAUACUUUCAUCUGAUACCGACCAAGUAUCGAACUACCCCCCCCACCCCCCCCCCCCCCCCCCCCCCCCUCCCCCCCCCCCCCCGCCCCCUCGCCCCUCCCCCCCAAUCUUUUACGCUGCCCCAAACCAGCCCCCCCUUCGGCAGUCCUUGGUUGCUCUAG